AUGGCUACUAGAGCAGCUAAAAUUCUGAAAUUAUUGUCUAGUGAACAAAAAAACUCAUUGGAGCUUCCACUUCCAAAAUAUAAAUCGAAAAGGGAUUGUACAAAAGAAAAGCGAUUAAUGGCAUACAAAGACGAACCACUUGUUGGAGGUAAAGAAAUAGUAGCCCCUGAAUCUACAAAUCAAAUAUUUGAGCAAAGUUUGCAAAAUACGGAGCAGGAAUGUUAUGUAAAUGAGCCUACCUGUAUCGAAGAAAAAAAACAGAAUAACUGCAAAUCAGAUGAUUAUCAAACGGAAGAGGAAUUAUUUGAAUCUUCCGGUAGCGAAUAUAUUCCAGACACGACUGAUCAUGAUGAAACCGAUGAAAAUAGUAAUAUUUCGCUUUUAAGUCAAAUAGUUAUGGCGAUACCAGAGGAAAAUGAAUCUUCCUUCACCUGCAACAGAGGAAUAGAAAAUCGAAAUAUUUCAAAUAUAGGAAAUGAAGCAAAUUCUUCCAGGGGCAAUAAACAAAUUAAUAAUGACGAAUCCUUGCCCAGUAAUAUAUCAACGCUACUGCUCGAUUUAUCCAGUGAAGAAAAGGUAUUUUGUUAUCUUCAAAAUUGUAAAGAAACUCAAGAUUUGGACCCAUAUGAAUUCAGCGUAGAAGGACCUGUGGAUAAAUCAUAUAAUAAUAUUAUUGAAAAAAGCCUUUGCUACCUCCCCUAUCUAGAUAUCGUGGAUCCUGCAACUAUUAGAAAUAAAAAAGAAAAAAUUAUUAGUUUGACUAAAGAUAAUGAGAAGGACCAACUAGAAUCUGCACAUGACAGCCAGUUAAUUUCUCCAAAUGCUGAAACAAUGGACUUAACAAACCAAACAAUGGACUUAACAAACCAAACAAUGGACUUAACAAACCAAACAAUGGACUUAACAAACCAAACAAUGGACUUAACAAACCAAACAAUGGACUUACCAAACCAAACAAUGGACUUACCAAACCAAGUGCAGAUUACAAAUAAUUCUGAAUCGAUUGAGAAUAAAGCAACAUCUAUAUGUAUAACAGAACAUGCCACCCGGUUCAACGUACAAGUAACAGACCCACAAAUAUUUACAGCAGCAAUUACCAGUAACAAUAGUGCUGUCGAUAUUUGUGCGUUAGAACGCGAAAAUCCAGAGGCAAAUUCGUGCUUCUCCGAUGAUGCAUCGGAUUUAUCAUGCAAUGAAAAUUCCGACGAAAGCUAUAAACCAUCCUCAUAUCAGUCUAAUUCUUCUAUUGAUGGGGAUGGGAAAGAUUCCAAUAACAUGUACUCUGAUGAGGACCAAGAAAAGCUUAUAUCAACAAUUCAUUUUCCAACUACUUCUACUUCAUUGGAAAACACUGAAGCGAACACUGACAAAGACCUUUGCCCAUUUUGCUUUGAAGAAGUUGGACAUUUUUCACGUCAUUUGAAAAGAAAACAUUCCGAGGAAGAUGCAGUUAAAAAGAUCUUAGAAAUGAAAAACAAUAGUAACGAAAGAAGAGCCGCCAUAAUAGCUUUGCGAAAAAAGGGCAAUUUCAUAUUAAAAACAGAAAAAAACUUCCUGAAACCCGUGAGAAAAGUUAAAAACCGCAACCAAAUCGAUGGAGACUAUUAUCCAUGUACCGGAUGUUUGGGAUACUACAAAAAAACAUACUUGUGGAGGCAUAAAAAAAUCUGCACAGCGACAACUUCUCAUAAUAAAGAUGGUCCAAAAGUCCAACAUCUUAUUGAAGCCCAAACAUUUCUAGCAGCAACUGGUUUACUUGGCAAUUAUUUGGAAAAAAGCCGGCUGAAGGCAGAAGUCUUUCCAAUAAUGCGAGCCGAUGAGAUAAGUUAUACUGCCAAAAAAGAUGCAUUAAUAUGUCUUUACGGUGAAUCUUAUUUGAACAAGCACAAAAGAAAGCAAAUGACCGUUGUUACCUCAAACAGAUUACGAGAAAUAGCCCGACUUAAAUUAGCAUUACAAAAAUUUACCACUAUUGAAAAUUGCAUUGACUUUUUAAAACCAGAAAUGUACGAUAAUAUCAUAACUGCAUCCAAACUUAUUAGUGGCUUUAACAGCGAAACAAAAACAUUUAAAUCAUCAUCGUUAGCUCUACAUCUGGGAACAAAUUUGAAGUUUCUUUGUGACGUUGCCAAAAAGGCUUUAAUAACAAGAAAUCCUUUAUUUCCUCGACUAACUAAUACUGAAAAAUAUGAAAAAUUGAAAGACAUAUCUGAAGUUCGAGACCUAAUAAAGAAUCACUGGUGCAACGAUAUAUCAAGUUUAGCAAAUAAAGUGCUAAAUGAGGUCCAGUUAGAAAAACCCAAGUUAUUACCACUAACGGAAGAUAUCAAAUGUUUUAAUAAUUAUAUUUCCACAAAAGCAAUUGAGGCCUAUGAGAAGUUGCAAGAAAAAGAAAAUGUAACCAAUAAUUAUAAAUUGCUUGCUGAGUGUACUCUUUGCCUUGUGUUAGUGUUCAACAGAAAAAGGAUUGGCGAAAUCCAAUUUUUAGAUAUUCAGUCUUACGAAAAAGAUUAUUCUUGUUCAAAUUCCGAAGAAUUUUUGAACGCUCUUACGGAGUUCGAGAAAAAUAUGAGUUCAUGUUUUAAAAGGGUCGUUGUAUUUGGAAAGGGAAGUAAACCAGUUCCAAUAUUAUUUACAAAACAGAUGCAAACAUAUAUCGGCGCACUCCUUAAAAUUCGAAAAGACUAUGACAUUGUUCCCAAGACAAACAAAAAACAAAUUGCUACAAUUCUUCAGCUAAUGAAUUUUGAGAAUGAUGAAAUGGAACAGAUUGCUCGAUUUAUGGGACAUACUGAAAAAACACACAGAGAAUUUUACAGGCUAACUGAAGACAUAUACCAAACUGCGAAAGUUGCCAAAGUACUUAUAUUAUUAAACGCAGGUAAAGGAAACGAAUUCAAAGGAAAAUCUUUAACCGAAAUAGAAGUCAAUCAACAUGUUUUAGAAUAUGACGACACAGAUGACUUAUGUGAUAAACUUGACAAUAUUGAAAGCAACCAGCCUGUUGCAACUUUACCUUUAACACGCGCAGAUAGUCCCAGUGAGACUACUGAUUCAAUGUCGGAAAAUAAAGCGGAGGUUCCAAAAACAACAUCCAAAAAAUCGCCUGGAGCGAAUGUCUCCAAACUUCGGGGUGGACGUGUACGUUGGACACAACAAGAUAAAAAUCGCGCAGACAGUCCCAGUGAGACUACUGAUUUAAUGCUAGAAAAUACAACGGAGGUGCCAAAAACAAGAGUCAACAAAUUGCCUGAAGCGAAUUUCUCCAAACUUCGGGGUGGGCGUGUACGUUGGACUCAAGCGGACAAAAAUCUGGUACUAAAUUAUUUUAAAAAAAAUAUAAAAGGCAAGUUUGUGCCAAGAAAACAAGAUUGCUUAGAUUUUAUCCGAAAAAAUAGUUCAUCAUUCAAAGAUAGUGAUUGGCUCACAGACUAUGACUGGCUCGUCAAGGAUGGUAAAUUGAAGCCAUUGUGGUAUGUGGGCAAUCCAACUCCCGAUGCUGUUGAAGGCAUUUUACUUUUGAAUGAGGAUGAUGAUGACUUGAAUGGCAAAGAAGUUUCUGAUUCUUGA
This is a messenger RNA of Ceutorhynchus assimilis (cabbage seed weevil), 3570 nucleotides long. The record is from the annotation of a GenBank genome assembly. NCBI's taxonomy places the organism in Eukaryota, Metazoa, Arthropoda, Insecta, Coleoptera, Curculionidae.